Cygnus olor (mute swan) is the source of this 5732-nucleotide messenger RNA. It is a transcript of the gene SOWAHB, whose product is annotated as sosondowah ankyrin repeat domain family member B. NCBI's taxonomy places the organism in Eukaryota, Metazoa, Chordata, Aves, Anseriformes, Anatidae. The transcript has 2 exons. The coding region runs from base 3676 to 5598 and encodes 640 amino acids. The record is from RefSeq and is a predicted model, not a curated record. Gene Ontology annotation, molecular function: protein binding.
UUAGUGGAGGACUGGUUAGUGUUAGAGGUUGGACUAGGUGAUCUCAGAGGUCUCUUCCAACCUAGAUGAUUCUGUGGUAUUUGUGCGUGGUCCUGCUGCCUCAAACUGCCCAGCAAAGGAAGGGGAUGCAGCACCACCCCUCAGCUCCUCUCCCUCCCUCCUUCCCAGCAGGGGUUUGAGGAUCUGCACCUGGGCACAGGUGUGCAGCCUUCGUUAGCAAACCUGCUGCACAAAAAGCUAGUGGGCUUUCUCGCAGUAACAUGGGCUUGGGGAGCAGAGCUGAACAACAUUUACACAGCUCAUAUCCUACGGAGGCUGCUCUAUUCAUCUCAUCGUCUUGCUCUUGUAGCAAGUUCCUCCUCCUGCAUGCAGGGCUCCAGGAGAGGUGCUGAGCACACCUGUGCUGGGACCAGUGCAGCCUCUAGUGGAAACCUGGUGGUGAUUUCCAAAGAGCUGCCCUCAUUGCACCUGUGAGUGAGGCGGACGGCUUCCCCUCCUGUGAGUCAGCGGCUUGCACGAUACUCCUCCAUCAGCACAACGCAACUAAUGCAAAGAUCUCCGCGUUGUGACUCACCACCGAGGCCGGGAGAGCUGUGGCCGAGUUUUCUCCCUGACACCCGUGUGUACAGACCUUCCUGAGCAUGGCUGUUCCUGCUGAAGGAGUAGGAACUAAACCCCAUCAAGUCAAGGAAGUGUGCUGCAAUCUCUCUAGAUCUCAGCUAGCGUAGUUCCUCACAUUCCUAGUGUUCAGUGGGAAGAAGCAGACCCCUCGCUCCUACAAGUUUCGUGGCUGCUGCUGACAAACACGUCCCUGUGCAAAGGGAAACGCCAGCCUUUCAUUCUAGAGACCCUGUGGGAACUGAUUGAAUUUUUCCAAAGCUCUUUUGCAUCAUUUUGCUGCAGCAGCAUGUCAUUGCUUUACCGACCUUUUAUGUCAGCUGUGGGGCAAUUUGUCAGAUUACAGGGGAUGAGAAAAUACACAAGCAGACGCAGAACUCAGGUUAACUUUCCUCCUGUUUAAAAUCAACCGCAGGUACAUAGCUCCCUAACACCAUCUUGUACAGCAGCAGGAGGCUACAAGACGGAGUGGUGAGCUUAUAAUUUUGAAAUACUGCUUGAGCCUGCUCCCACUUUGUGAUUAGCACUACUCACAACUUACUCAAAUGUCACCUGAAGAGACCUGUUGUGUCCAGAGCCCCCAAAGAGGGCAAGAAUGGGGUAAAUUCAGUCUUUCUGAAGACUCUUAACCACAACCAAAAGUGACCAAUUUACAGAUGGCACAAAAUGUCACAGGAUAAGGGAGACAACAGUCUCUUUAAACCUCUCAGUGUGAAGCAGACAAAGAAGAGACUGCAGGUAGCAGAGCAGCACAUCUUCUUGCUGGCAUGCAGCAUUACACCCCCUUAAUCCCCAAAUGGGAUUUGCAGCCAAGGCUGUAAGGGGAGAGAUGUGCCCCAGCCUCUGAAUUAACACAAGCUACUCAUUCAACACUUUUUUGUGGGUGCCUCCCAAGGGUAUCCGAGCUACCCGGGAAGCGCGGCACUCCCAGCCAGUAGGACUGUCAGGCGAGAUGCGUUAGCGUAACCCACGUCACUCGAACAAGCUCAGCGAGGUUUUUCCAUCCACACAGCAUUCAGCGUCAGCCUCAGUCCCGCAGAUACUCCAGCAGUCGCUUUGUGCUGCCUGAGCGUGUUCCUCUGCCUUCAAGAACACGGCUUGCAGGGCGAGAGCUGGCGUUUCUCAGGAGAAAAGCCUUCCAGUUCGCAGCCAGUGCCGGGCUUAUGGUAAGUGAGGUAAUACUUCCCAGUGGUGCUUAAGUGGAAAUGCAAUAUCAGGGAAAGCUGUAAAAUGCCUCCUGCUUACAUCUGAGUUCAUUAAACCCAAACAACAUUUUCAUAGUAAUGCUGUCAUUUGCCACUGUUAUUUACUUGGAUUUUUUAUCUUCACAAUCUCUCCUCCUCUCUUGUUUGUGAUCACAAUUAUAUCAUUAUGCUCCACGCACCGCAUCUCAACCACUUCCGCUGAGGGUGUGCUGCCGUCAAACACAGAGUUGUGAAUGCAAUUUAGAGCUCAUGAGGAGAAGAAAGGUGUUUGUGCCUUCAAAAGCUGUACCAAAGGCAUGUGCAGGAUGUUAAAAUACUAACUUUUCAGACAUCACACCCCCCUUCUCCCAGCACCUGCACCCUCCUCAGAUGAACGCUUCCGAUGGGAUGUAACCGCACUCUCCUGCUCCACACCACAGUAAAAACCCCAAGCAAGAUGUGGUCUAGCAUAAAAGUGCCGCUCUUGUUGCUGCUGCCACCUAAGCAACCCACAGCUUGGCAGGCUGCAAAACUCUCCUGAUACACUGCUGAAACUGUAACUUCUGCCCUGGAAACUUAGAAGUUUCUUUUGGGGCUGCCCCCACCAUUCCAGAGGUUACAUUCUAGCAGUCCUGCAGCUCCACAGUGCAAUUUAUCAUGCAAACCAGCAUGGUAAUGUACUGUGGCAGAAACUAAUCGUCCAGAAUCAGCAAUUCAGAAGCGCAGACCUGUGCAGCUUACUUUCUGGAGAGCAAAACCACCGCACACAUCCGCUCUCGCAACCUCAAAUGUUAUCCUAAGGUUUUGCAUUACCAAAGCACAACUCGCAAGCCCACGCACAACAUCUGCUGCAAUCUCUGCCUCGGGUUUGCAAAGGUUGUGUGCGCGCUUCUGGGUUCGCAGUGGCUGUCCAGAGGACAGGCAGCUAAAAAUAUUUCUGGUCACCUGAGAGCCUGCCGUAGAGAUGACUUCUGGAGCGUGACUGAGGGCCUGAUCCAGACUUCUUUAAAGCCAGAGAGUCUGUACUGAGCUCAGUCUCUCUGUGCCUCUACUCCCUGACUGCAAGACAGAAAAUAAAUAAAUAAAUAAAUAAAUAAAUAAAUAAAACACAGAAAAAAACUCUCACACACUUUCCUCCCAAACUCCUUGGGACAGGGCUGUCACUUGUCUGGUGCGUACGGGGCACGUUGCCCACCGGGGCACUGACCUUAUCCGUGCUUCUCAGCUGUGAUGUACACACGAGCGGUAAUAGUAUUAGAGACACACAACCAACAUCAGAAGCCCAGGCUCUAGUGAAGCCCUGUCCGACCUCCCUCAGCCCCACAGUGAACACGGAGGUGAUACGAGACGCAACCUGACUCGAGGCACUCGUGGGGCUUGUGUGCAGCUGUCAUACGGGGGCGCGAUGCCCGGCAGGUGUGACAACAGCCACCCUGACCAUCGCUGCAUCCCGUUCGUCCCCGUUCAUUGCCAGCUCUCACGAGCCACAGAGUCCCCCAACAGACGCAAGGUCCUCUGGCGGUGGCCGGGCCCAGCCCCGCUCAGGAGGGCUCACAGGGAGCUCUGAGGACGGCAGAGGAUGGAGACCGCCACCAGCUCACCACCAAGACGGUUUUCCCCGUGCCUCGGUGGCACGGCCGGCUCAGUGUCUCGCUAAAACGACCCGUCUCCCCGGCGCACGCCAGCAAAUCGGGGUGGCGUGUCCUCGGCGCACCGCCGAGCCUGCUCCUGCCCCUCGCCUCCUCUUCCUCGCCACCCCGGGCGAGGGCGAGCGGGGGCGGAGAGGCCCGGCGGGGCGGGAGGCGGGUUCCCCGGCCGGCCGCGGCUGCGGCAGCGCCCCGCCGUGCGGCGCCGAGCCCCGGGAGCUCGGAGGAUGGCUCGGGAGCUGAGCCAGGAGGCCGUGCUGGACUUCUUGUGGGGGGCCGGCGGCCGAGCCCCCAACGCGGCGCUGCUCCGCCACUUCCAGGCUUUCCUCCGCGACCCGGCGCUGACGGACGAGCAGCGGGGGGAGCGCCGGGAGCGCUUCAAGCGCCUCGUCAACUCCGUGGCCACCGUGCACGCCGCCGCCCCCGGCGCCUCCAAGGACAUCGUCCUCCGCCGCAGGUACCGCGACCUCCUCGACGAGGAGCUGCCGCCGCCGCAGGAGCACCGGCCGGAGGAAGAGGAGGAAGAGGAGGAGGAGGAGGAGGAGGAGAAGCAACCCCCGCCGCCCCCAUGCGAGCCCGGCCCGUCGGGGAAGGCGGCGGAGAAGGGGCUGCGGGGCGGGGGGCAGCGCCCCCCGGCAGCCGUGGUGGGGGGCUGCGCCUCCCGGGGCCGCGGGGGGCUGUGCUGCGAGUGCCGCCGGGCGCUCCGCGAUGCCGCCGCCCGGCCGCCCCCCUACCGGAGCCGGCCGCUGGCUUUGGGGCCGGGGGCGCCGCUCUUCGUGUCCCCGCCGCCCUACCGGCCCCCGCAGCCGGCCCCCGCCCCGGCCCUUCCCGGGGGGCUGCCGCCCCCUGGGGCAGCCCCCGCGGGGUCCCUGCCACCACCGGACCCCAGGGGGCCGCCCCCGGCUCGGUCCCUGCCGCUGCCCCCGGGCCCCAGGAUGCCACCCCCCAGCAGGCCACCCCAACCCCGGACCCCGCAGCCACCCCGCCGGGAGCCACCCCUGUCACAGGCCCCGCUGUGUCGGUCAGCUCCGGGGACGCUGCCCCUGUCCCAGUCCCAGUCCCUGCAGACGCUCACUGCUGAGCACUCCCCGUCCCAGACCCCACUGCUUUCAUCGUGCCCGGAUGCGUUACCCUCCACCCGGCUGCCCCCGUCCCAGUCCAGGUCCCUGCAGCACCUCCCCACCAGCCCGUCCCCGUCCCCACUUCGGCCAGAGGGGCCCAAGGCGCUGGCCCCCGAUGGACAAGCACGGUCCCGAGCCCCGCUGCUGCACACCCCCGGACUGCCCUCACCCCUCACCCCGCCACCGCCAGCCAGCCCCACGGUGCUGCCCCCCUGCUCCCAAUCCCCCCCAGUGACCCCCACAGGGCCACCCCCGUCCCAGGCCCUGCUGCCGGCCCCAGGACCGCAAGCCCCGGAGAGCAGCCCCGCAGCCCCGCUGCCUGUCUUCAGGAGCAUCAGGUGCCAGCUUGCGUUGCUGGAGGUGCAGGGCGUCCCCCCAUCGCCGCUGGACGACAGGGGGGGGCUGCCCCGCACCCUGCCCUCCAAGAGCUCCCCCGUGCAUGCCCCGAACCGGGGGCUGGCGGUGCCACUGGGGCGGCGGGAGCACGCCUGGCUCGUGGCGGUGUCGGCGGGGCGCUGGGCCCAGGUGCGGGGGCUUUUCCUGGAGGAGCCGGAGCUGGCCCUGCAGCGGGACUUCGUGUCGGGCUUCACGGUGCUGCACUGGCUGGCCAAGCACGGUGACGGGCCGGGCCUGCAGGAGCUGGCGGAAGCGGCGCGCCGGGCCGGGCUGUCCCUGGACGUGGACGUGCGGUCGGGCUGCGGGUACACUCCGCUGCACCUGGCCGCCAUACACGGCCACCAGCUCGUCAUCAAGGUGCUGGUGCUGCAGCUGGGGUGCCAGGUGCAGGUGAGGGAUGGCAGCGGGCGCCGGCCCUGGGAGUACCUGGGCAGCAACACCUCUGGCGAGAUCUGGCAGCUCCUGCAGGCGCCCCGGGGCACGAUUAUGUUCCCCACGCAGCCCCUGGCCCGCAGCGUGUCCUCCGUCAGCAAGGCCUCGCUGCCCGCUGGCAGGGCGACGCUGGCCGCCUGCCUCAAGCCGCAGCGCAGCCGCGGGGCAGCGUCCCACCGAACGGGCAGCGAGAGUGACUGAGAAACAGCUCCCCAGCACCCCUGCCACUGGAGACACACUGAGGGGAAGGCAGGUGGGCACAAAGAGCUGCAAAGCAGGCUGGACCUCUUGAAGAAUGUACUCUUAAAUUAUUGCAAUGAAACGUUAUCCGAGUC